AUGUCUGAUACAGAAGAAGAUAAGAGGGCUAAGCAGUUGGAAGAGGCUAGGAAGAGGGUUGAGGAGUUAAAGAAUAAGAAGAACAAGAAGAAGAACAAGAAGAAGAAGAAUAAGGACAAAGAAGGAGAUGACAAAGCAGCUGCUGUAGAAGCUAAUGAUAGCGCAAACGAAAUUACAGAGGCGACAGAGACUGCUGACAGCACGGAAGCUUUAGAAGUUCCUGAUUCCAAAGAAGCCACCCCUGCAGAGGAAGUUAAACAGACCGAAGAUGAGGAAAUAGAAACUAAAGAUGAUGAUCUUCAAGAAGAAUCUGUUGUGGCUGAUACUAAAGAGGAAUCAAUUCCGACAGAAGAAGCUAAAGUUGUGGAUGAAGCCCAAAAGACUAUUGAAGACGUAGAAGAGCUGACAAGAGAAGUUGAAACAAAACUGCAAGGUGAUAUUAACGAAAAAAAGGCGGCUGAAGAGGAAUACACUGAUAAGAAAGAAGAACCAAAGGCUCAAGAUGGUCUAGAUGACAUGUUUGGUAAUGAUGAUAAUAGUAACGAUUUCAUUUCGACUAUAAAUAAGGAAAAGGAAGCCGAUGAGAUAUCAGAAUUGAAGAAAGAGAUAGAAAAGCUUAUCGCUGAGAACAAGACUUUGAAGUUUGCCAAUAUAGAUCAUGAAACUGUAAUUGAGGAAUUGCAAGAGGAAAAUGCCAAAUAUAAAGAAAUGUUGGAACUGACUCAAAACGAUCUUCAGCAGGUAAAGAACGAACUUCUACAAACACAAGUUAAACUCAAUGAAGUCUCGCAAAAUAACAAUAAGCCGGUCAAUGCCUCACCAACUUUACAAUUUGCAAAAUUCAAUUCAAACUCUGAGACAAGUAAUUAUGCGCCUUCUAACUCAACAGGACAGACACCAAAACUUAAUACAUAUGGAAUUGCUCAAACACAAACAGUGGAUAGGGCAAUGUUGCAGAAAUGGAGGAACUGGAAUAUAGAUAUGACGACAUGGAGAAGCAUUGGGUCCGGACCUAUAGUAGAAUUUUGA
Messenger RNA from Nakaseomyces glabratus, 1029 nucleotides. RefSeq names its product Bug1p (gene BUG1). The record is from RefSeq and is a predicted model, not a curated record. Lineage: Eukaryota; Fungi; Ascomycota; Saccharomycetes; Saccharomycetales; Saccharomycetaceae.